Molecule: messenger RNA, 2208 nt
Organism: Armigeres subalbatus
Lineage: Eukaryota; Metazoa; Arthropoda; Insecta; Diptera; Culicidae
Exons: 2
Coding region: 210-1820 (536 amino acids)
Molecular function (GO): protein binding
Source: RefSeq, a predicted model, not a curated record
AUUUAUAGUUUUGUUUUGUUUUCCCAUAGCAUUUUUAUUUCUCUCAUCAUUAUUUAUCAUUAUUUUUUAUUCGUCAUCAAUCACUUCAUAAAUUUAACUUGAAACGCUUGAAACCUGCGGAUCGUUGGUUUUGUUCAAAGUUCCUCACAAAGUUCUGGCGUAAUACGGAAAACUUUACACUUCAAACAAGCCCCAACACUUUUUAAGAGAUGAUUCGACCGGAAAUUGUUCAGCAGCUGGCGUGCCCAUCGUUCGGGCUCGCCACAUCAUGGAUUAUCUCGCGCCAGGGACGACCAGCCGAAACGCCGGAACAAGUGUGGCGAGAGUUCCGUCGGGAAACGUGGCCCUUUCCCACUACUGCGACCGGACAAGUUAAAGAUGAUGGCAAAGCCAGAAAGCUACGGGAACAAGCGAACGAGUUCUACCGGAAGAACCCUGGCGAGACAAAGAAAGUUUUGCGGAUGUAUAACGAGGGAAUUUGUUGGGCGACGGAGGACUCGGAAGAAACAGGAAUGGGGUUCGGAAAUCGAUCGGCAAUCUAUUACAAGUCUGGUGAUUUCAGAAGAUGUUUGGCAAAUGUUGAACAGGCGAAAGCUCACGGAUAUCCGGCAGAGAAGAUGGCAAAACUGGAGGAACGGAAGAGGAAGUGCUUGGAGGCGCUAACGAGUAAUUCGAAUGGUGCAAGUGCUGAGCAAGUGGAUGAAAAUGAGACAAGAUAUGAUUUGGAGAUUAUAGAAUCGAAGGAAUAUGGCAGAAGUUUAACAUCGAAGAAGGAUCUAAACGUGGGCGAAAUAGCCUUGGCGGAGACGUUUCCGUCGCUGGUGGUGGUUGAACCGGAAGAAAUUUAUAAUAGAUGCAGCCAAUGUGGAAACAGCAAUGGGUUGGAUUUAAUUGCCUGUCGGUCGUGCGUAUCGGUUAUGUAUUGUUCCGAACUAUGCAGGGAUGAGGCCUACAAAAGGUAUCAUAAAUUCGAAUGCUUGAUUGGUGAGGAUUUGGAGAAGCUCUUUCGAGGUCCCAAACCGACUCGAAUGUUUCAACUCACGCUGAGAUUAUUUUGGAUGGUGAUCGAUGAUUUAGUCAAAAAUAUUCACGGAUUUCUAGAGAGUUACCAAAAGGGUCUGAAGUCCUACAGGAAUCCUUUGGAAUUGGAUUUGACUAAUCAGCUGCAUUUGCAUGUUUUGGCGAAUAGUGAACCAGAAACGGAGUCUGAUCCUACUGGGAGAGGUGUGACACAAUUUUUGACGGCGCUAAUAUUUAAGGUAGCUGUGGAGGAAAAUCCAGCUGUUCCGAAUGAACCUUUGAUGGAUAAUGCCAAAGUAUUGGUGGAAAUUUUGUAUAAACUGACUUUAUUGGCCAAAGGAAUUUGCGAUCAGAGUGUUAAUGGAUUAACUUGCUAUUAUCCGCUUCUGCAGAUGGUCAACCAUUCGUGCGCACCCAACGCGGAACGCAUCAUGGUUCAGGAUCAACGAUCGAUACUUUUGGUUAAGCGACCCAUAAAAGCUGGAGAACACAUUUUGAUAUGCUAUUUUCCCAACGGAAGCACUGAUUACAAAAACAGGUCUCAACGAAGAGAGAUGCUUCAAAAAGAAUUCCAGUUGGAUUGCAAAUGUUUGGGUUGCACUUUAGACUAUCCCUUGCUGAGUGCCAUCGAAGAGAACGCCGAUUUGAGGACUCGCUUGGAGGAUAUCAAAUCAAAGCCGAAGGACGAACAGAUGAAACUGCUGGAGGACUUUCUGCAGCAGAGUGAUGAUCAGUUUCCGCAAAAGGAGCUUGCCGAGGCGUGGAACUUGUACAUACAGGAGAGAAUGAAGCAUCUUUGAAUGCUCGAAAAAAAAGAACUAAACCAUCGAAACAAUGUUUCAAUUGAGAAGGCCCUGUAGUAAAUGCCAUUAAUAUUUAAUUUUACGUAAAACAUAUUUAACGACUUUGUAAACAUGGCAUUCAGAUGGGAUGUCUACUAAUAUUAAUUUUGUAUGAUUUUCUUUAAUCCUAGCUUAUGUUUCUUUAUCUGUAUUCGAUUUAAGUUUUAAUUUUGUUUUACCUUCAGAAUUUUAUUAUUCUUGGAUUGAUUUUUGUUUUGUUUCAUUAUCAAUUUGUUUACUCGAAGAAUUUGAACGAAAAAUUAGGAACAAGUACCCCGAUUUUUACAAAAAUGUGAUGUAAAUACUGAUUCAACCGCAAUAUAUUUGAUUUGUAAUGAGCAUUGUA